AUGCAAACCAUGUGAGUUUCUACAGUUUUCCGUUUUCGUUUAUGAAGUACUCUCUCAAGUUUUUAUUAUGUCUUAUUCAUCGUUAGCGUUAGACAAACAAUUUGAGAAAUAUAUCCGGCUUAGAAAAUAGCUAUAGUAAGUUGAAUUCAAAUUUCAACAAAACCCUUCAAAAUUCAUAUUUUUUUUUACAGUGUUGUUCACCUUCUCUAAGUUCUCAUUGAGCUCCAUUUUUUUCAAUUUUUUUGAAUAUUUUUUUAGCUUGACUCAAAAAUUCUCAUCUUUCUGCAACUAAUAGAUCCUUGUUUAACUGAACUUGAAUGCCUUCUGCUUUUUAAUUUUUUUAUAAUGCUUUAUUAAUUUAUUUUUGAAAAAAAGCUUUUUCUUUUUUUCAUAUUGUAUAACUUUCAAGCUCUAUAUGUGCCGAAAAAUUCGAAACUGAAGAUUUUUUUCCAACGAUGUGCUCUUGAAUGAUCUCGGCUGCUUUUUUUAACCUCAGAAUUUUUCCUAUUUUUUUCGGGCCUCUUUCAGAAACAUGAACUUGAAAAAUAAUUCAUUCAGCAUUUUGAAAUUUUUGAAUUAAUCCUCUCAAAAUAUUUCAUGAAGAAAUUACUUACUACUUUCUUACAGCUCGAUGUUCGUCGCCAUCGGCCUCGCGAUCGCCACCUCGGCUCAAUUCGCCGCCUGGCCGGCCCAGUCCUACUCGCCGUUCUACCAGUCCUUGUUCGGAGCUGCUUCUUCGCCGGUCCUGUCGGCACCUCUCAACGGAGGAGUCGCGCCAGUCGCCGCCGCGCCGCCAGUCUUCGCUGCCCCAGCUCCCGUUCUGGCUGCUCCAGCUCCCGUCUUUGCUGCUCCAGCUCCAGUUUUGGCUGCUCCAGCUCCCGUCUUCGCUGCUCCAGCUCUCCCAGUCGCUGCUCCAGCCGUCGUUCGCGGUCCAGCCUACGCCUACGCUCCGUCGCCGGUCCUGGCUCCUCUCCGUUUGCCGGUCGUCGCUCCAGUCGCCCCAGCCCCAGUCUUCGCUGCUCCAGUUCCAGUACUUGCGGCUCCGCGAUUCGUCCCGGCUUACGCUCCUUUCGCCCGGUCGGCCAUGUUCAUCGGCUCCAACAAGUCUAAAAUGUCAGUUCCUCCUGCUCUUCUUCCACCUAAACUCUCCAUUUUUCAGGAACUAA
This is a messenger RNA of Caenorhabditis auriculariae, 1166 nucleotides long. NCBI's taxonomy places the organism in Eukaryota, Metazoa, Nematoda, Chromadorea, Rhabditida, Rhabditidae. The record is from the annotation of a GenBank genome assembly.